This is a messenger RNA of Tachysurus vachellii, 2831 nucleotides long. RefSeq names its product diphthamide biosynthesis 1 (gene dph1). NCBI's taxonomy places the organism in Eukaryota, Metazoa, Chordata, Actinopteri, Siluriformes, Bagridae. The record is from RefSeq and is a predicted model, not a curated record. The coding region runs from base 4 to 1296 and encodes 430 amino acids. Gene Ontology annotation, molecular function: 2-(3-amino-3-carboxypropyl)histidine synthase activity. Gene Ontology annotation, biological process: protein histidyl modification to diphthamide. The transcript has 12 exons.
CUGAUGAUGCCUUUAUUCACCACACGUGGGGCAUGCGCAAACAUGGCGGCGCCCAGUGGAGAUGUUGAAAUCGUUACUAAAAAGCCAACAGUGAAAGGCCCGAGGAGGGUUGCGAAUCAGAUUCCUGAUGAGAUUCUCAAAGACCCUGAGCUUCAAGAGGCAGUUAGUGUUCUGCCUUCCAACUACAAUUUUGAGAUCCACAAAACAAUAUGGAGGGUGAGACAGGCGAAAGCUAAAAGAGUGGCUUUGCAGCUUCCAGAGGGGCUACAGAUGUUUGCCUGUGUGAUCGCUGACAUUAUCGAGAGGUUUACAGGAGCUGAUACACUGGUUAUGGGUGAUGUGACGUACGGAGCCUGCUGUGUAGACGAUUUCACUGCCCGCGCUCUCGGCGCCGACUUCAUGGUUCACUACGGACACAGCUGUCUGAUUCCCAUAGAUGCCACGGCAGGGAUCAAGAUGCUCUAUGUGUUUGUGGACAUCCAGAUGGACACAGCUCACUUCCUGGACACACUCCGGUUCAAUUUCCCCCCAGGACACUCCCUCGCUCUCGUCAGCACCAUCCAGUUUGUGGCAGCACUACAGGCGGUCAGUGCAGAGCUGAGGCCGGAUUACGAGGUUCUUGUGCCUCAAUGUCGGCCGCUGUCUCCGGGAGAGAUCCUGGGCUGCACCUCCCCUCACCUUGAUAAGCACGUCAAUGCCAUCAUAUACCUUGGGGAUGGAAGAUUUCACUUAGAAUCAAUCAUGAUCGCCAAUCCAGAUGUCCCAGCUUACAGGUAUGAUCCCUACAAUAAGGUUUUCUCUCGGGAGCAUUAUGACCAUAAGGCCAUGCGCGCCAACAGAAUGCAGGCCAUAGAGACAGCACGCUCUGCCCAGAGGUGGGGUCUGAUUCUGGGCACGCUGGGUCGCCAAGGCAAUCCCAAAAUCUUAGAGCAUUUGGAGGAGAAACUGAAGGCACUUGGCAGGUCAUUCACCAGGGUGCUCCUUUCAGAGAUCUUUCCGAGCAAGUUGGCGCUGAUGAAAGACGUUGACACAUGGGUACAGAUCGCAUGUCCUCGACUGUCAAUCGAUUGGGGCACGGCAUUCUCCAAGCCUCUGCUGUCUCCCUAUGAGGCAACAGUGGCUCUGCAGCAGACACGAUGGCAGGAGGUGUAUCCCAUGGACUUCUACUCCAAUCAGAGCCUGGGGCCUUGGACCCCUAAUCACCCAGACAACCAGCCCCAGCGGCCCACACGUAAACAGAAGAAGGCAGACUCACACUGUGAGCGCACGGUCCCCUGUGGCUGCCAGCGCGAAUGAACAGCACGCUCACACAGCAGCAGCCAAUCAGUGCUCAGCCUUGCCGUCUGCGGGAAACAGCCAAUCACAGGCCUGCGUGCGCCUCUGUUGUCAGAGCAGUGGGGAUAUGGGCACACACAAAGCACUACACCAAAUCUGCCCCUCUCAGAAUACAGCAGAGAGUGGUUCUGUGUGCCGGCGUGUCUGUGUGUGUGCGCGUGUGUAUGUGUGUGUGUGUGAGAGAGAGAGAAGGACAGCAAUGACCCUCAGUGCACAUUGUUUGUUUCAUAUUGCAGCAUGUGGGUGGCUUGUUAAAUGUAAUCUUCUUGUCUCUGUGCUAGAAAGAUCCUGCCAGACACUUUACAUUGUUGACCUUCAUCCAUUCGAUUGAAAGGAAAAAUUGCAUUGCUCUGAGCAAAACAAUACACUUUUCCCUUUUAGUUCCGUCAUCCAUGGCUGUGUGACACAAAUUGCAGAGCAUGUCAAAGCAUAUUGCAUUAUGUGAUUUUUACCAAACACAAUAUUUCAUGUCUAAAGCCAAAUUAAAUAUUGGAACUGGCCAGACUGCCCAUGUCUAGACUUUUUAUGUUCUGACUGGUAAACAUUAAUGGAGGCCAUCCACAUUUGUUCAUUUAUUUAACUUCAGUAACCACUUUAUCAGGUUAGCACGUUCGCCUCACACCUCCAGGGUUGGGGGUUCGAUUCCCGCCUCCACCUUGUGUGUGUGGAGUUUGCAUGUUCUCCCCGUGCCUCGGGGGUUUCCUCCGGGUACUCCGGUUUCCUCCCCCGGUCCAAAGACAUUCAUGGUAGGUUGAUUGGCAUCUCUGGAAAAUUGUCCGUAGUGUGUGAUUGUGUGAGUGAAUGAGAGUGUGUGUGUGUGCCCUGCGAUGGGUUGGCACUCCGUCCAGGGUGUAUCCUGCCUUGAUGCCCGAUGACGCCUGAGAUAGGCACAGGCUCCCCGUGACCCGAGGUAGUUCGGAUAAGCGGUAGAAAAUGAAUGAAUGAAUGAAUGAAUGAACCACUUUAUCAUGUUCACGGUCACAGAGGAUCUGGAGCCAUGCCCAGACACACUGGAUGGGACGUCUUUACAGAUGAGAGAAAAAGUUUGCGUACCUUUGUGAUGUGUAAGUGAUAUCAAAAAUUAUUGCGUUUUACAGAUAUUCAUUCAUUCGUUCAUUCAUUUAUUCACUCACUAUCACACAGGAUGAUGCUGUGUAAGAUUUUUAAAUCUUUCUACUCACAUGCAAGUAAUUCGACACGUUAUUAUUAUUCAGUAAUCUGUUAUAAUCAUUCAAUAAAUUUAAAACAUAUAUGCAAAGCGAAGCUGCUCGUGUCAUCCCUGUGUUUAAAAUGAACAAAUGGGGCUUUGAUCUGUUAGCACAUACUUAUUUUUGCUGGACGAUAAGAAUAAAUAGUACAGCUAAUUCUAAAUUUGAAAUGAUUGAUAAAGCUCUCCCUAAACACUUAAUCAUCUCCUUUAAAUAUAGUCCUUUCUGGUUUUAGGUCUUGGAGUGUGUUGACUUUUGAACUUGCUAAUAAACUGCAGCUAAUGACAA